GAACGCGGGGCUGCCGCCGCAGUCAGCGCCGCCUCACCUGCCAAAAUGGCCUUUCCCGGGUGCGUCAGCUUGGCCCGGACUGGUGGGGCAGCGGCGGCGGCCACCGGGACUCGAGUCCCCCCGGGCUGAGCCAUGGCGCGAUUCCCGGCGACAAAGCUAAAGAAAAGGAGGCGGCGGCCGCUCUCCGCCGCUGUUCAAUUACAAUAUUCAUGAACUCCUCGUAAAUACGGAGGAGUGGAGAGCGCGAGAGGCGGACUCUCGCGGGCGCGCUGAUUGGCUAGAGCGCUCUCGCGGCUCCGCGAUUGGCUGGCGUGGAAGGCGAGGCGAGUCGGGACGGGCUGAGCGUCUCCUUGUUUGGAGCAGCCGUUGAGCAUGCGCAGUGGGUGCCUGGCUGUGAGAGGCCCGCUGUCUACGGGAGGGUCCGCGCUUCGCCCCAAAAUCUCUUUGCUGUUGCUUCGUGCUAAAAGCUCUUCCUGCACUUUCUUGUUCUGUCUUCGGAGGAUCCUGCCUCGUGGAAUAAUUAUUAUUACGAACAUUCAUGGAUCGCUUCAAAUCAUUCUGGGGGCCCGCGGAACCCCCCGCCACAAGGAAGCUGUUAGUCUUUCCCGGUCGUAUUUGUUGCAGCAGACUGAGCGCCGUACCUCCCCCGCCUGUCUUGUGGUGAUGGUGCAGGCGACGAGGGUGCCCCUGAGCGUGCACAGAGUGCCUGCCCUCCUUUUUUUCCUGCUAAACUUCAGGACAAUACAGAGAGAGCAGUGUCCGCCCCGGACAAAUCACGGAGAACCAAUUGCAGCCGAGUCACUCUGAAGAAUACCCCCGCCCCAAUCAGCGCCUUUGGGAGGCGGGGCUAUCAGAAAGACUCGCCCCCUCCGUCGCGGCUUCUCCGUCCUUUCAUUCAUUCGAUUCAUUCAUUCUGUCGGAUGCUGAGCGACGUGACAGCCAACCAGGGCCGAGCUCUGGAGUCCCUCCUCCGUUGCCAGGGCGGAGCGUCUCCAUGGCGACCGGUUUGUUGCCUUCGCGGCGCUGCUCUUCCAUGCUCGGAUUGGAAGUCGCGCGCCAGGCCAGGCCCGCUCUGCCAAGGGGUGGAUUCUUUCCCUCGGUGCUAGCUUGCUGUCCCUGCUCGGUCCCUGCUCUCCGUCUCCUCCCAGGAUCUUCCCGCGGGCACGAUGGCCAAACUGCUGCAAGCGCCCCCCAAGUUCCUGCCCCCCGAAUGGCACAUCGCCAACAAGACCCAGUACAGCGGCGCCGAGGCCCAGCGGUCCCUCUCAGAGCACCUUGUGGACGAGAGCCAGCGGCUGGUGGACGAGAUCGAGAGGACCACACAGAAGACCCAGAGCGACGUCAACAAGAGGAUAGAACAGAGACUCGAAGAGAUCCGAUUCUGGAAGAAGCAGCUGGACGACAAGCUCGACCAGCUCGCAAAGGAAACGGACGUGCUUUUGGCUUUCAAGACGAGGCUGGAGAAGGCCCUCGAGGGCUGCAGAGAGCCCCUCUUCAUUGCCCAGCAGUGCCUCCUGAACCGGGAGAGGCGGGUAGGAAUCGACCUGGUGCAUGAUGAAGUGGAACAGGAGCUGAUCAAGGAAGUCGAGGUUCUUCAGGGGGUGAUAGCCCUGCUUGAGCGGACUUCGGAGCAAACCAAUGAGCAAAUUCGGCUCAACCGCUCAGCCAAAUACAACCUCGAAAAGGACCUGAAGGACAAGUUCACUGCCUUGACCAUUGACAACUACUGCUCCAACCUGACAAACAACACGCCCGACAUCCACUAUGCCCAAAACGUGGUGAAGGUGGACGAGAAUUCGGUGAGUCCCGAAGAAUGGCUGGAUUUCUCCAACGUGAACGUUGAAAAAGCCGACAAGCAACGCAACAACUCCCUGGCGCUCGAAGCUCUGAUCGACAGCAUCCUCUCCCAGAUCAUGAGUGACGUGCGCAAGCAGAACGAGACGGUGAACGUCGCCUUCUGGAACCGGGUGAAGGAGACCAAAGAUGCUAAGAACAAGCUGGAGGUGCACCUGGCAAAGGUGAUGGAGGAGGUGAAUUCCCAAGAGAAGAACAUGGAGGCGCUGAGGAAAGCCAUCCUGGACAAGGAGGGGCCCGCUAAGGUGGCCCAGACCCGCCUAGAGACCCGGACCCACCGGCCCAACGUGGAGCUCUGCCGUGACAUGGUGCAAUACCGCCUGAUGCGGGAGGUGCACGAGAUCAACCACAACAUUCAGAGGCUGAAGGAGACGCUGGCCAAGGCCGAUGCGGAGCUGAAAGGCCUCAACCGCCGGCAGCUUUCGCUGGAGGAGGAGAUUGAGGUCAAGGCCAACACCCUCUACAUCGACGAGGUCCUUUGCAUGCAGAUGAGGGAGUCCAUUUCUGUCCACAACUUUUGAUGCUGUGAUGUUGCUGGCAGAAUCACCGCCCCUGGAUGCUUAUUUUGACCUUUGAGUGUGAGCUUUAGUCGUCUGCUAUGUAAAGUUUCUAAGGGACCAUAAAAGUUGUGAGACAUCGGA
This is a messenger RNA of Hemicordylus capensis (graceful crag lizard), 2495 nucleotides long. It is a transcript of the gene TEKT1, whose product is annotated as tektin 1. NCBI's taxonomy places the organism in Eukaryota, Metazoa, Chordata, Lepidosauria, Squamata, Cordylidae. Gene Ontology annotation, biological process: cilium assembly; cilium movement involved in cell motility. The record is from RefSeq and is a predicted model, not a curated record. The transcript has 8 exons. Gene Ontology annotation, cellular component: microtubule cytoskeleton; nucleus. The coding region runs from base 1167 to 2375 and encodes 402 amino acids.